CAACCUCUGCAGUAGAGAUGAAUGAAUCCUUGUGUGUCUGUGCUGUUGGUCCUGAUACAUCUGCUGGGACAUCGGAGGGUGCACACUGUAUACAUCUCCUGUUGUCUUGUACUAAACAUGUUGUUAUUAUUAUCUGUUCUCUGUGUGACCUUCUGCAUCUCUGAGAUCCAGGAUACUGCAGCUCAAUGUCAUCUUACAAUGAAGAACUAUACAUUCGACUACAAAUAUUCUCAGGAAGGAGAUAUCAUUAUCGGAGGGAUCUUCACUGUACAUUCAUGGGUGAAACUGUGGAAGAAGAAAGGAAGAACUUUCUAUAACCGGAUGUGUAUAGGUGCUCACCCGAGAGAAUAUACACAUCUGAGGGCUUUUCUAUUUGCUAUGGAAGAAAUUAACAAUAGUUCAGAAAUCCUUCCCAAUGUCACCCUGGGAUAUCACAUAUAUGACUCUUGUGGAAAUGAGAAUAAAGUUAUAAAAGAUGUUCUGCAGAUACUGUCUGGACACACAGUGACAGCUCCAAACUAUUCCUGUAUGGAGAAUGAUGCAGUGGUCGGUUUUAUUGGGGAUUUACAGUCUGGUACUACUCUCCCUAUGGCCCAGCUGUUAAGCUUAUAUGGAUAUACACAGCUAUCACAAUAUAUAAAAGAAGAAAAAAUUUUUUUAAGUGAAAAUGAAGAUUGGAUAACACGACUAGAUAUUCAGAAUUGGGUAACAAGAGGAAAUAAAGGAAAAAUGUCUAAAAUGGUUGUCGGAAGAUUUGAUGCAUCUUUUCUUGAAGAUAAACAGCUGGAUAUUAAUCCCCAGAUAAUAACAUGGAGACAGAACUCAAUCCCUAAAGGUCGGUGCAGUGAGUCCUGUCUGCCAGGAACCCGAAAAGUUCUCAGAGAAGGAUAUUACAUCUGUUGCUAUGACUGUAUUCCAUGUCCAGAAGGGGAAUUUACAAUACAUUCAGAUAGUGAAAAUUGCCAGAGAUGUCCUAAAGAUGAAUGGCCGAAUGAGAGAAAGAAAAAUUGUGUUAUGAGAGAUUAUGAGUUUCUGUCAUAUGAAUCUGAUGUUCUUUCUUCAGUCUUCUCCAUCAUCUCCAUAUUAUUCUCUCUUAUAACUUUAUUUAUAAUCAGAAUAUUCACUUUAUUCUGGAAAUCUCCCAUUGUCAGAGCCAAUAACCAGAACCUAAGCUUCCUUCUCCUGACCUCUCUCAUGUUCAGCUUACUCUGUGUGUUUCUAUUCAUCGGUCGUCCAGUGGAUAUAACCUGCAUGCUGAGACAAAUCUUCUUUGGGAUCUUCUUCACAGUAGCCGUGUCUUCUGUCCUGGCCAAGACCAUCAUAGUCUGCAUAGCAUUCAAGGCCACCAGACCAGACAGCUACUGGAGAAAGUGUGUGGGGGUUAAGCUUUCUUAUUCUGUAGUGUUGGUCUGUUCAUCUCUUCAGAUCCUGAAUGCAGUUAUCUGGUUGUCAUUGUCUCCUCCAUAUCAAGAGUUUAACCUGGAUUAUCCUGGGAAGAUCAUAAUUCAGUGUAAUGAAGGGUCUGUCUUGGCCUUUUACCUCAUGUUGGGUUAUAUGGGGUUUCUGGCAGCUGUGAGUUUUGUUCUAGCUUUCAUGGUGAGGACAUUACCUGAUAUGUAUAAUGAAGCCAAGUAUAUCACCUUUAGCAUGCUGGUGUUCUGCAGUGUCUGGAUCGGUGCCAUCCCGGCCUAUCUGAGCAGUACAGGGAAACACAUGGUCAUUGUAGAGAUAUUUGCCAUAUUGGCCUCAGGUGGAGGAAUAUUGAUCUGCAUGUUUCUACCUAAAUGUUACAAUAUCCUGAUGGAGCCUGAAGUGAACAGUAAAGGACAUUUGUCCCAGAGACGUGUUAUGUGAAUAUUUCAUAGAUAUAAAUUUCUUAGAUUUUUGCAGUAAAUUUGAGUAGCCGUAUUAGUCCAGUGAUGCAGAUGCAAAUCAUAAAAUGUUUUUUGCAUA
Molecule: messenger RNA, 1953 nt
Organism: Hyla sarda
Lineage: Eukaryota; Metazoa; Chordata; Amphibia; Anura; Hylidae
Product: vomeronasal type-2 receptor 26-like
Exons: 5
Coding region: 22-1854 (610 amino acids)
Biological process (GO): G protein-coupled receptor signaling pathway
Cellular component (GO): membrane
Molecular function (GO): G protein-coupled receptor activity
Source: RefSeq, a predicted model, not a curated record